Messenger RNA from Culex pipiens pallens (northern house mosquito), 2168 nucleotides. RefSeq names its product IQ and ubiquitin-like domain-containing protein. NCBI's taxonomy places the organism in Eukaryota, Metazoa, Arthropoda, Insecta, Diptera, Culicidae. Gene Ontology annotation, cellular component: acrosomal vesicle; motile cilium. The record is from RefSeq and is a predicted model, not a curated record. Gene Ontology annotation, biological process: cilium assembly. The transcript is spliced from 9 exons. Bases 71 to 2152 code for a protein of 693 amino acids.
AUAACUAGUUUGGUGGCAUCAGAGAAACACUAUUUUUCGGAAGCAGCAGUUUAGAGCUACGAUUAGAGCGAUGUCUAAGGAGUCAGACACUAAGGUUCCGGAAGUAACCACUUCUGCGGAUGACAUAGAAGACCAGGAGGUUGACUAUGGCGAAUUGCAACAGAAAAGUCACGACGAGGAUGAAAUUCUAAUACUGAAAGACGUUACCGUCAAGUUUCGUAUCUUGAAAUUUCACAUAGUAACCCACGCAUAUCCGAACAUUUACACGAUCGACGAGGUUAAAAAAGACAUUUCGACGAAGUUUCAAAUUCAGCAAAAAUAUCUCGUCCUAAAGCAAGUCAACAGCACAAACCCGCUGAAGGACAGCCAGCGGUUGUUUGACUUAUGUGACAACGAUUACGGGGUCAUCGACAUGGACCUGGAACUAACCGAAAAUGCUUGUUUGGCCAACGUCCGAUUGGAACCACAGCAGUACUACAACAAUUUCAGCCUGCCGGAUAUAAUUACUGUCCGAGUGCCAGCUGACGGGUCCGGGGAGGGAAGUGCCAGCCGUGACCUUGUGGUUGAAAUCGAAAAUCAAGCCAUCAUUAAACCUUUCGUCGGCGGUUAUGUAGAUAAGAUCACAAAAAUCGAGUUUCACGAUGCCUUCACCCAGACUGGCCCUCCUCUUGAAAGAAUUAAAUUUGCAGGAAUCCAAAGCCGUGAUACGCAAACCGUGGAGGAAAAGGCCAUCGAAAUUGCUACACCCCGCGAUCGAGCCACAACCAACUACGGUGAAGCGACCGAGCUUUCCUAUGCCUCAAAGUACACUGAUCGGACCGUGAGCACCGGAAGCUACGAGAGCUACGAUGAAAUGACGAAGCGCAUCGAUCUAAUCGGGAAGGUAACACUAAUUCAGCGCAAUUUUAGGCGCUACAUGUGGGAGAAAGCAAUCAAGCAGUGUGCUGCAGAAUGGCGACGUCUCCAAAAAGAACAGAAGCGCCGCGAAGGUAAGCGCUCGAAAGCUCGCCAAGAAGAGUACCGGAAGGAAUGCAUCGUAAAAACCUUCCCCAAAACUAAGGAAGACUUUGACGCUCUUUACGCCCAGGUUCAGCUGUGGAAGGAAAACGAACUAAAACGGAUUUGCGAAAAGUACUCCGGCGCUCCAAAAAUCGCCGAAAUGCAUCAACUUCUGGACAAAGAAGUACAACUAUUAAACGGCAUCGAGCGACAGCGACAAUUACUGCAACAGGAAGCGAAGAAAGUUCGCAAUGAGCAAAUUUUGAAAAAAUUAGGCGACCCUGUGAAAUGGGUCGGCUAUAACAAUUUGACCAUUCAAAUGGAUACGCUGAGGAAUCAGCGGGUACGUUUUCUCGCCAACUAUUACCGAAAGUUGGUGGACGACACGUUGAGCAGUACGGACCGAAUCAAAGUUCUGAACCACCUGUCGGACGUCAUCGCAAAGGAGGACCAUUCGGCGGUAGAUGAGCUGGAAUCGCUUCUUCAAAGAGAGCGCCAACUGCUGAUCUGCAACGUAAAUCAGAAUGGAUUGGACUUGCUCAGAAAACGACAGCUGACCCUUGUAAUGGACAUUAUUACCAGCGACAAGAACGAGUCACCUGCUAAAGCUCCCAACACGCGACUGUGCAAGAAGUGUAGCCGUGUUAAAGUCUUAGCCAAGUUCCCACUCGACACUCGCCAAACUUCCGCAUCAAUUUGUGAACGCUGCACGGAUCUGCAAGGGCCUGCUGUGGACAUUGCAAUUUACAGGUCGAUUCUGCGGUCAAUUCGUCGUGACGAGAAAAAACGAGGAGCAUUGGCGUCUUAUGCGUUUAUAAUCCAGGACAACGACAUAAAGCACAUCGUGGAACGUAUUUGGCAUGGCCAUUCUGCGAUAUCGAACGAAACGAACCGCGCCGAGCUGCGACUUGUACGUUGGGACAUCCGAAGUGACUGGAGUCCGUGGAACUGUAUCUGCCUGACGGAAUCUGAGGCGCGGGCACAUUUACGGAUUGUUCAUUUGGACCGGUAUUAUGAGGCGAGCAUUUUCAAAGAAAUAACCAACAAACACGCAUUGAGCAAACACACGUUCAAGCAGCUUCGUGACAUUGAUCAAGUUUUCGUAGAGUCGGGCACUUGGUGGAAGGUUGGGCUGGACGGUUCGUGCAAAUAAAUUCCUUUUUUUUUCA